Messenger RNA from Fusarium sp. VM40, 1755 nucleotides. The record is from the annotation of a GenBank genome assembly. NCBI's taxonomy places the organism in Eukaryota, Fungi, Ascomycota, Sordariomycetes, Hypocreales, Nectriaceae.
AUGGCUGAAUCUGAGCACGUCAAAGACUCAAUCAAUGUCGAGAAGACACCUGCUUAUGAAUCUGGUGAUACCGUCACAUUCAAUACUCGAGAUGCCUCGGGCGUUGAAGGCGAUCCUUCGAAUCUACCCAAUCAAGACAGUCGAUCAUCUCGGUAUUUCGGCAAAGAGGGCAAACUGCGUCCUUUUCGACUGUUAAAGCAAGAUGUGGUCAAUCUCAAGAGUCGAUAUGCUUCAGAUUGGCAGGUCUUUAACCAGCAGAUAAUUGCAAGUGCAGUUUACAUCUUCUUCACCAAUCUGUUGCCUGGCAUCACCUUUGCGAGUGACCUGUAUACUUUGACUGGCAAGUCAUGGGGAACUAUCGAGGUUGUGUUUAGUACCGGCCUUUGCGGCCUCAUCUUUUCUCUGUUCUCGGGUCAACCCCUUACAAUUCUCGGUGUCACAGGCCCAUUCUCAGUUCUGGCCGAGAAUAUUUACGAGUUAUGCGAGACACACUUUCAUGUCAAGUUCCUGCCAGUCAUGGCAUGGUCACUCAUACAUGCCGGAUGGAUGCAUUAUCUCCUUGCCAUCUUCAAUGCUCAUGACUGGACAAUGCAAUAUGUCACCCACUUCAGCGCCGACAUAUUCUCGCUCCUCAACAGUGUCAUCUAUUUUCACAAGGCUGCCAUGGAGUUGAAGCGAACCCAUGCCCGAGUAUCGCUUGCGGCUUUUCUAUACGCCGUUCUGGGAGCAGUUGGGACCUGUCUCCUAGCUAUCCUCCUAUCGACAGCUAACUCCUGGAAGCCCAUGCUUCACCGCUACGUUCGACUCGGACUCACAGAGUAUGCGGCUGCUAUUUCCAUCAUCAUAUGGAUCGGAAUUCCGUAUAUCGGUGAGCUGGCGUCGUUGGAUCAUAUCCACCUUGAGGUACAAACUAGCUUUCGGCCUACAAACCCUGACAGAUCGACAUUCUUUGUUCGUUUUUGGGAGGUUCCCAUUGAAUGGGUAUUCCUGUCUAUGAUUCCUGGUGCCAUUAUCACAGUCUUGUUUUAUUUCGACCACGAAAUCAGCAGCAUCAUAUGCACUGUGGAUCGAUAUGGGACCAAGAAGCCAGGUGGAUAUGCCUGGGAUGUUGCUCUCCUGGGAACGACUACUAUCAUCUGUGGUAUUCUGGGUAUCCCUCCGGCAAAUGGCCUGCUUCCUCAAGCACCGCUUCACUCCGAAUCUUUGAUGCAUUAUGUCCUUGAAACCCCCCCUGCUGAAGAAGGCGAACAACCGGACUCACCUCGCCCCGUUGCAAGGACAUAUGAGCAGAGAUACUCGCAUUUUAUCCAAGCGGCACUCAUUCUCAUAUUUGUGUCACCGCCGCUGCAAAAGCUAUUAGGUCUCACUCAGACGUCGGUACUCGCCGGUCUCUUCCUCUUCAUGGGCUACCAGUCUCUUUCAGUUAACCCAAUUCUUGAAAGAGUCGUGAACCUUCUCACUCCACCGUCUGAUCUCUCUGAGCUCCCUGACGGAGUCAGCUGGCUCGGCAUUCACAUGUACACCGUCACGCAGAUUGUCAUGACCGGCAUCGUUUUCGGGGUGACGUUGACAGUUGCGGCGCCUGCAUUCCCUCUGAUCAUCAUAGCCCUGGUUCCAGUCCGGUUGUCGCUCAUGAACCGGGUAUGGAGCCGUGAGACGUUACGGCUAGUAGAUGGAUGGGCAUGCAGGGAAGGGAAACCGGAGGAUCCGGCCACAGUGCAAGGAUUCGACGAUGAGGAGAAGGCUAGGGUCUGA